Monascus purpureus is the source of this 897-nucleotide messenger RNA. The record is from the annotation of a GenBank genome assembly. Lineage: Eukaryota; Fungi; Ascomycota; Eurotiomycetes; Eurotiales; Aspergillaceae.
AUGGCGUUGCUUUUUCGGCCACGAGGACUGCAGCAACAGCUCAUCAGCGCAGUCCGUUGCCAGCGAUUCACACCAGCGACAGCAACGUGCCUGACUGGAACAUCACCAUCGUCCGGCCCAGAAAACAGCAAUUUAGUCUCAUAUGGGUCCUGUCUCCUAUGCCAGUUUCGACUCGCAAGCACGAGUGCCCGCGGUCGACAAUCACAAGCACUGCAGAAUAACCAAUCUCUACGGGCUCAACGCCAGUGCCGACUCGCCAGCACGAAAGCCAGCGCAUCACAACUGACACCAGAAUCUAUCAGCAACAGCACCCUAGUCUCCAGGGCCCCCGAUAUAACCGACCACUACACGAUAUUCCCAAAUACACUCCCCUCGGGUCCCCCACCGCACUCGCCCUUCGAGAUCCCGGUGACCCAGCUCCGUCGCGAAUUCCUGCAGCUUCAAAACCUGGUCCACCCGGACAAGUAUCCGGCAGGGGCAGCCAAGCAGCACGCGGAGGCCCUCUCGGCGCGCAUCAAUGAAGCCUACCGCACACUCACUGACCCGUUGACCCGCGCGCAAUAUCUGCUACGGGAGUAUCAUGGGGUCGAUGUAACGGCGGAAGAUGGCGCGGCGAAACACGCACUUGAUCCGGAGACGCUAUUAGAGGUGAUGGAGGUGCAGGAGACAAUUGAGGAAGUAGCGAAUUCUCCGGGGGCGGAAGAAUCCAUUGCACAGCUGAAGCGGGAGAACGACAGUAGGAUUGCGGAAUGCGUGAGAGCGCUGGGGGAGGCGUUUGACCGAGGGGACAUUGAGGGCGCCAGGAAAGAAACGGUCAGGCUACGGUUUUGGUAUAGUGUUGGCCAAGGAUUGAAGGAGUGGGAGCCGGGUAUGGCAGAGAUCAGGCUUGUCCAUUGA